AUGUGCAAGAACUACAAAAGGCACAGAAUAAUAACCAAAGAUAAACAUCGCCAAAAAUUUAAGUGUGGUAGAGAGACAGCCUUCUAUAUAGAAGCCUUAUAUUAUAGUUUCCAAGACAUUUUCAAGCAACCAUGUGGCAUAUCUUUUUGGUUGAUAAUAAUACAUAAACCAAAAUGCUACUGUGUGAUAAAUUUUUUUAAUAUUUUUUAUUAUUUUCAGACUGACACCAAAAAGAUAUCUGCUGUCUCGAUAUUCUUCAAGACAAUGCCAUACAGAUUGGAUGAAACCACUGGUUACAUUGACUAUGAUCAGUUGGAGAAAAGUGCCACACUAUUCAGACCCAAAUUAAUAGUUGCUUGUGCCAGUGCUUAUGCACACUUGUACGACUAUGCACGCAUACGCAAGGUCUGUGAUAAGCAGAAAGCUAUUUUGUUAGCUGAUAUGGCACACAUCAGUGGAUUGGUUGCGGCAGGUGUUAUUCCAUCUCCUUUUGAGUAUGCAGAUAUUGUUACAACCACAACUCAUAAGUCACUUCGUGGCCCUCGUGGGGCUAUGAUCUUCUUCAGGAAGGGGGUCAUAGCCCCACGAGGCCACAACUCCAGAGUUCAAAGCUUACCAAGAGCAAGUUCUCAGUAAUUCCGCAAAAUUUGCAGAGAGCUUGCUAGAGAAGGGCUAUGAUCUUGUCUCUGGUGGAACUGACAACCAUUUAGUGUUGGUAAAUUUGAGGGACAAGGUAAAAGGAGAUUCUUCCUUCCUAUUAUUGUUUGUUCUUCGUUUUCUUUUCUGCAUCAGGGAGAUUUAUUUGGACCAAGUAUAUUCUUUCUGCUUGUUAGACAAAAUCCUAGGGCCUUGGGAAUGAUUAUGCCAUGGUUACUUAAAGAUAAUAUUACUGGACUGAACAACUCCAAAAGAGAGUGUAUUGAACAACUCCAUGAUUAACACUGGCUGUCAAUAUCAAUUUAUAGGUAUGUCUUGAGUUUAACUGUAUUACUGUUCUGCUACAGUUCUAGGUAUGUCUUGAG
Messenger RNA from Rosa rugosa (rugosa rose), 1022 nucleotides. Its product is annotated as serine hydroxymethyltransferase, mitochondrial-like. Gene Ontology annotation, cellular component: cytoplasm. The coding region runs from base 1 to 636 and encodes 211 amino acids. NCBI's taxonomy places the organism in Eukaryota, Viridiplantae, Streptophyta, Magnoliopsida, Rosales, Rosaceae. The transcript is spliced from 5 exons. Gene Ontology annotation, molecular function: glycine hydroxymethyltransferase activity; pyridoxal phosphate binding; cobalt ion binding. The record is from RefSeq and is a predicted model, not a curated record. Gene Ontology annotation, biological process: folic acid metabolic process; tetrahydrofolate interconversion; L-serine catabolic process.